Molecule: messenger RNA, 4402 nt
Organism: Doryrhamphus excisus (bluestripe pipefish)
Lineage: Eukaryota; Metazoa; Chordata; Actinopteri; Syngnathiformes; Syngnathidae
Gene: inpp4aa
Product: inositol polyphosphate-4-phosphatase type I Aa
Cellular component (GO): cytoplasm
Molecular function (GO): phosphatidylinositol-3,4-bisphosphate 4-phosphatase activity
Source: RefSeq, a predicted model, not a curated record
UACGGCAUGAGUACAGCGUGUCAGAGUGAGUCAGGGCGAGUCUCCCGCAGACGUCGAGCAGGAUGAGAGCAGCAUCAAGAAGACAAGACGUCUUAUUCUUUCUUCUACAGAAGUGACUCAUGCGUGACAGCUGAGAUCGAGACGCACAUAUUACAAGGAGAUUCAGGGUCCGGUUGACGUCGGUUCCACAAAGAAAUCAAUUAAAAAAAAAAUGCAUCCUCAGCCACGCCGUGACCCCUCCAUGUCAGGGAAAGAGCGCAGCCCCCGUCACAGGCCGUGGUCAGUGUACCGGGCCAACACGUUUGAUCUCUCAGCGGAGAUGAUGGGGCUGGCCCUGUCAGGAAACAGUCAGGAUCCAGAUGAACCUGUCUUAGAGUUCAGUUUGGUCUGCAGUGAGCUGGUCACAGCUACUGUGGACCGUAAACCCAGCAGCUUUGUGGCUGUGAGUUGCACCACACCCCCUCAGGCCUUCUGGACCAAACACUCUCAAACUGAAAUCAUUGAGGGCACCAGUAACCCCAUCUUCUUGAGCAGCGUGGCCUUCUUUCAGGACUCUCUGAUCACGCAGCAGACCCAGGUCAAGCUGUCGGUUUAUGAUGUUAAGGAUCGCUCCCAGGGCACGAUGUACAUGCUAGGCUCGGCCAUGUUUUCCUUGAAGGAGCUCCUGCAAGACAAACACCACCGCCUGCACCUGACUCUUAGGUCGGCUGAAAACGAGAGCGUGGGAAACAUCACGGUGAUCGCUUGGCAGAUUGAGGAGAAACGUGAGCAGAGAGCUCCCAUUGCAAGACUACAGCGAGGAGACACCAUUAAUGGAAGGAUGGUUCUUCCUGUGGAUGAAAGUUUAACUGAAUCCAAAGGCAUCAAGUCCAAGUCUUCGUCAUUGUGUAAAGACCCCCUGCUGAAGGCUGUCUUUGGGGGAGUCAUGUCGCAGACUUAUCGUUUCCCCAUCACGGACGGCAACCAUCUUCGGGUUCUGGAGCAGAUGGCUGAGAGCGUCCUGUCGCUGCAUAUCCCUCGACAGUUUGUCAAGCUGUUGCUGGAGGAAGACGCCGUCAGGGUGUGUGAGCUGGAAGAACUGGGUGAGCUGUCUCCAUGCUGGGAGAACCUCCGAAGGCAAAUCAUAACACAGUACCAGACCAUCAUCCUCACCUACCAGGAGACCAUUAGUGACCUGCAUGAGUACAAAGGUCCUUCGUUUAAAUCUAGCACACUAAAAGCGGAGAGAAAGUUGGAGUUUAUCCCGACAAACCUGCACAUACAGAGAAUGAGAGUUCAAGGAGAGACCGGCUACGACCACACGUACGACGUGGUGACCAUUGGUGCUCCUGCAGCACAUCAUCAAGGCUUUAAAGGCUGCGGCCUCCGCAAACUGCUGCACAAUCUUGAAGAAGCCAGAAAGCACACUUACGAGGAGGAGAGCUCUGCAGGAUCGAGAGCAAUGGUGUACCAGCCGCAGGAUGUGGUCAGAGCGAAGGAGCUGAUUGGACAAAUUAAUACGCUAAAGACGCAAGUGUGCUACUACAUCGAGCGGCUGGCUCGAGCGGCCAAGGAGCGCUCGGCUAACGCUCUGGAGAGAACCUUGGCCAUACUCAAAGAGAAGACUCGUCAGUUAGUGAGCGUGUGCGACUCCAAGCUCUUAUCCUCCGCCAUCAUCGCCCUGGCUGCUGCCCGCCCGGAUCCCGCCCUGCAAGGCACACCGUCCCCGUCCUCUUCCUCCCGCUCGCCAUCCCGUUCGCCCUCCCACCACCCGACGUCCCCGUUGCGAGCCGCAAUCUCGCCUUCCCGCCACGCCACUCCCCCUGAGUAUGCCGAAGGGAGUAAAAGCAAGCGUGCCUCCCUGCAGGCCGACUUACAUGAAGAGGAGUGGAAAAAGGUGUGGCUAAAUGUCGACAAGAGUCUAGAGUGUGUGAUCCAGAAGGUGGACAGAUUGCUGCAGAGAGACCAGCUGCAGAGCGACAGCAGCUCUGAUGAUGUGUUCGCUCUGGCCAGCGAGGAGCCCAAAAACACCAAGAAAGGUAACAGUCCAGAGUUGGAAAAGAAAUCACCAGGUGAGUGGAGCGAGGCUCUGCACCCUCUGCUGGCCACGCUGAGCGACUGCACCUCACUGAUGAGCGACAAGGCCAAGAAGGCCAUGGUGUUCCUCCUGAUGCAGGACAGCGCCCCCACCAUCGCCAUGAGUCUGACACUGCAGUACCGUCGCGACGUCGUAUUCUGCCAGACAUUAACAGCUCUGAUCUGCGGCUUUGUCCUCAAGCUGAGGAACAGCCUCUGUGAUUCAGGCUUCCUCAGGCAGCUCCACACCAUCGGCCUCUUGGUGCAGUAUGAGAGCUUACUCAGCACCUAUGGUGAGGAGCUGGCUAUGCUGGAGGAUAUGAGUGUGGGGGUGAACGACCUGAGGAACGUCACCUUUAAAAUCACGCAAGCAAGCACAGCUUUCAGCCCCGACAUGCUGCCUGUGAUCACAGGAAACAGGAACGGCUUUAACGUCCGGGUACCGAUACCGGGCGCAAUAUUUGACACACUUCCACGGGAUAUCCAGAACGGGAUGCUGCUACGCGUGCAGCCGGUCCUCUUCAACGUGGGCAUCAACGAGCAACAAACGAUGGCUGAGAAGUUUGGAGACACAUCUUUACAGGAGGUGAUCAAUAUAGAGAGCACGGCACGUCUCAGCUUGUACUAUGACCACUUUAAAGAAGUUCUGCCAGAGGACUGUCUGCCUCGCUCUCGCAGCAACACCAGUCUGCCCGAUCUACUCAAACUGCUCAGCCAGAACGUCAACGCCAAGAAGAGCAAGAACGUGGAGAUUCUGUGGCAGGCGGCUGAGGCGUGCCGACGCUUGAACGGCGUGCGUUUCACCAGCUGCAAAAGCGCAAAGGACCGUACGGCCAUGUCCCUGACCCUGGAGCAGUGUCAAAUCCUACAGCAGGAGCAUUCCCUGGCCCCACAGGUUUUCUACCAGGCCUUGGACUGCAUGCGCAGUGAGGGUUGUAGACGAGAGAACACCAUGAAGAACGUGGGAUGUCGUAAAUAUGCCUUUAACUCGCUCCAGCUCAAGGCUUUUCCCAGACAGUAUCGCCCUCCAGAGGGCACGUACGGGAAAGUGGAAUCCUAACUGGAGCGAAAGAGGACUGAGAGCACCCCACAACACACACACACACACACACACAAAAAAAGCAACAACAAACAAAACAUCUACAAAGUGCAGCAGUUGUUGUGUUUAGUCACUGAUAAGGAGAUAUAUUUAUGUUCGAGUAUAACUAUAAGUUGUUUUAUAGUGGUUUUGCCUCUUAUCGGUUAUACUAGAACUGCCAAUGAGUCUAUCAUGUAUUUCUCUUUAUUGGCGAAAGGGCAGGAAAUGAGAGUCUGAAGCGAGUCAGCGACACGAAAUGUUACAAGUGCUGCUGUGUGUUAAUGUGCAACUAAGUACAAAUAUCCUCUUCAUUUCUUAACCCAUUUAGGACAUUACUCAACCCCUUAAAGAAUGUCCAAAAGUCAAAAUCGACAAAAAUCGAAAGGUGUGGGGGGGCCACGUUGAUAUUUUUCACCUUUUAAUUCAUUACACUCGGGCAUCUGUGGAGUUUGCAUGUUCUCCCCGUGCAUGCGUGGGUUUUCGCCGGGUACAUGUGGCUUCCUCCCACAUGCUAGGUUAAUUAAACAUGCUAGGUUAAUUGGUGACUCCAAAUUGUCCAUAGGUAUGAAUGUGAGUGUGAAUGGUUGUUUGUCUAUAUGUGCCCUGUGAUUGGCUGGCGACCAGUCCAGGGUGUACCCCUGGAAAAUGAAUGAAUGAAGAAUAAAACACCAGAUAUCAAGAGCAUGAUAACUCCUCUUUGUUUACUCUGACGACCUAAUCAAUAUAUUUUGCAAUCUAUAGCAAAAAUGCAACAAACACGGCAACAUUUGAAGGAAUUAAGACCCUUUGCGGGCCUGAUGUGGCGAUCCGCAACAGCACUUGGUUAUACAUUUGUAUGCUUAAUGAGAAGGUGAUUUUGUUAUUCCACACAGAAAGCUACAUAGGGUUGAGCAUUUCUUUAUGUUGCAACAUACAAAAGCCUUCUGAUUAAUGUGGGAUUAGCAUUAGCAUGUAUCUGUUUGAAUCAUAUACAGAAUGUUGCACUAAAAAAAAGGAAAAAUGUUUAUAACUGCAUGGGGAUUUUUUUGAAAUGUGGAAAGAAAAGUACGAAUGAGCGCUAAUAUAUAGUAUUCACAGCAUGUACAGUAUCUUGCUGUACAAUAUUUACAGACACUGCCAAUUUUAUUUUACAAAUGUUAUUUUGCUUACAGCUAUUUAUGUCUGUAUGUAUGUUAAUUAUUAAAGCUACUGUUAUUGCGUACGUUACAUAAACACAGGUGGAAAAGCGGUGUUCAUGAGAUGGAUGGGACCUAAAAUAAAACAUCAUCU